AUGUUUGAUUCAAUACUAAAGCUUAUCAAAAGAAAACAUGACGAUAAUAAUGAUCAUAAAUCUUCAUCACAUUUGGCCAAAAGAUUAACAGCUUUGAUAAUAUCGGUAUUCAUAUCAUUAGCAGCCGGGACACCUUAUUUAUAUGGAGUUUAUUCACCUCAAUUAAUCAAAAGAUGUGGAUUAACAACAUCAGAUUCAGCAACUAUAUCAUUAGCAACAAACUUGGGUUCAGGAUUAGGGGGAUUACCAGGUGGAAUAAUUAUUGAUCAUUUCGGACCUCAAUUUGCAAUUUUGGUGGGUUCAAUAUGUAUAUUUGUUGGAUAUUUUGCAAUGUAUGAAAUUUAUCAACAUAAAUAUGAUAAUUUAUUAGUUAUAUGUAUAUCAAUGGUUUUUGUGGGGUUUGGUUCAAUAACAAGUUAUUUUGCAACACUAAAGGCUUCUCAAGCUAAUUUCGUGAAACAUAAAUCAGCUGCCGGUUCAUUGCCUGUUUCAGCUUAUGGAUCUGGUGCUACUUUUUUUUCAAUAAUAUCUGCAACUUUUUUCAAUAAUAAGACUGGUGAAUUAUUCAAGUUUUUAUCAUUAUUUUGUGGAUCUGUUGCAUUUGUUGGUUCGUUUUUUAUACACAUUUAUGUUAAUGAUGAUGAUGAUGAAGAAACUAUUCACUCGCAACAAAUUCCAAAUAGAUUUCAAGCUUUACCUCAAAAUGAAAGUAAUGUUGAAUCAAGUAGUAGUAGUCAAGUCUUGAGUACACCAGAAGAUGAAUCAUUAUUGACUGAUAUUGGACCACCAGAACAUUCAAUGACAAGAGCCGCAUCUUUAAAAGGUUCAAUUUCGUAUUGGGGAAUUGGUGAAAGAACGCCAAGAUCUUCUGUAAGUAUACAAGAAGCAGAAGCAAAUGAAAUAGUGGAGAAUUUAAGAAAUAUUAAUAAAGAUCAAAAACCUAAAAAAGAUCAAUUGAAAUCUCCAUAUGAAACUUUAAAAGAACGUCUUACUCAUAAGGUAUAUUUGAUACAUUAUUUUAUUGUGUCAAUGGCUGCAGGUAUCGGUCAAAUGUAUAUUUUUAGUGUUGGUUUUAUUGUUAUUGCACAAUUUUAUUAUAAAAAUCAUAAAGAUGAUGGCAGUGAUAGUGAUGAUGAGAGCGAAAUUAGUUCAUUAGUAGUAAGACUAGUAAGUGCAUUAACUCAUGAUCCAGAAGCAGCUUCGUUGCAAGCUAUACAAGUUUCAAUAAUCUCAAUAGCUUCAUUUGUAGGUAGAUUAUUAUCAGGAUUUUUAAGUGAUUAUAUUCAUAAGAAAUGGCAUAUACAAAGAUUAUGGAUUGUUCAAUUCACUUUAGCAUUAUUAUGUUUUGGUCAAUACUUAACAAUAAUAAAUGUAUCUUCGUUUCAUUGGACAUCGAUAAUAUCAGCAAUAAUGGGAGGAUCAUAUGGUUUAAUAUUUGGUACUUAUCCGGCAAUUAUAGCUGAUCAAUUUGGUACAAAGACAUUCUCGACUAAUUGGGGUCUCAUAUGUACUGGACCAUUAUUUAUAUUGUACCUUUUAAAUAAAUAUUUUGGCUGGAUUUAUGAUUCACAUACUGAUAAAGAAACUGGUAUUUGUUAUUUAGGUAAUGGUUGUUAUAUGGGAGCUUUUGAAGCAAGUUUAAUAUUGUGUGUUAUUGCCUUUAUAGUCACGGGUGUGUUGUUAUAUAUUCAGAGAAAGAAAUAG
Molecule: messenger RNA, 1704 nt
Organism: Lodderomyces jiufengensis
Lineage: Eukaryota; Fungi; Ascomycota; Pichiomycetes; Serinales; Debaryomycetaceae
Exons: 1
Coding region: 1-1704 (567 amino acids)
Biological process (GO): transmembrane transport
Cellular component (GO): membrane
Molecular function (GO): transmembrane transporter activity
Source: RefSeq, a predicted model, not a curated record